UAGGAGGAGCCAUGGGUACAAAUACAGUAUAUGAGGGACAGUCAGAACAUCACAGGACCACCCAACCAGCAGCAAAACAAUCUUCACCAGAGGAGACCCAGACAGCAAGAUGGUUCCAGUGUUGAUUUUCUUCAUGGCAGCUCUUGUAGCUGCAGAUGAGCCAAUGAUGGAGCUCUCAGGCCAAUUAGAGUCUGACAGUGCCUCUGUUUCUGUGGUAUACUGUGAUGCUUGUAAUACAUGUCCUAAUGGAAAAACAUGCUGUCGUUCUCCUCAUGGUAUUUGGUACUGCUGCCCAGUCCCAAUGGGUCAGUGCUGCAGAGAUGGACGUCAUUGCUGUCGUCAUGGUUAUCACUGCAGUCCGAGAUCCACCCAUUGUUUGAGGGGGUGGCUGAAAAUUCCAUCUUCUGCUGAGCUGGCCACCAAGGCUAUCCAGAAACCUCAGUCUGUCCCCAUUGACCAGGCUCCAGAAUGGAAGAGCCAGACUGAGUCAGUUCAUUGUAAUGGAAAUCUCUUCUGCUCUACUGAGCAGUUCUGUUGCAAGACAGCAGCCGGCCAGUGGGGUUGCUGCAAUGAGAUGGUGUUGUAAGUAAGCAACCCCCCUGAACUUGGGUGCAGGUCUUACUAAAGACUUACCAAGUGCAAGAGGCCUUUGUCACACUUUCACUCAGCUUCAUUUUCCCUUAGUUAGUUUGUUGUGUACUAUCAACCAUUUAUUAUCACCCCAUUUGGUCAUGUAUUUAAAUUAAACUGUUUCAUUUUGGUUGUCAGGUCUUCUCUCUACUUGCUACUAUUCUACGUUGCAUUUACCCUGUUUGGAUAAUUAAAAACUGCAUCAAUCAUGUGCGUUUAUUAUAACCAAGUGUGGCAGCUUUCAGAAGUCAAUUAUUGCUGAUAUAGAUUCAAGCUGAAUUAAAGCAAAAUAAAAAUUUUAAGCACUGCA
Molecule: messenger RNA, 940 nt
Organism: Carassius auratus (goldfish)
Lineage: Eukaryota; Metazoa; Chordata; Actinopteri; Cypriniformes; Cyprinidae
Product: granulins-like
Exons: 5
Coding region: 110-586 (158 amino acids)
Cellular component (GO): extracellular region
Source: RefSeq, a predicted model, not a curated record